Molecule: messenger RNA, 3984 nt
Organism: Amoebophrya sp. A120
Lineage: Eukaryota; Dinophyceae; Syndiniales; Amoebophryaceae
Source: the annotation of a GenBank genome assembly
AUGCAGUCGUCGUCUUCUGCGUUUCUCUUGUUUUUGCAACGACGCGUAACCCUUCUCGCGGCAUGCUUGGGAGUGGCAGUAGCGUACGGUGUGUUUCAGAUCUUUUACGUGUACCACCGCUAUCUUGCUGCAUUCGAUGAAGGGCAGAAGUAUGUGAAUCCAGUACGAGGACGACAAUCAAUGUGCCACUGCUCUAAAAGCGCUGUAAAAACAAGGUGUUUAGGGUUUUUUUAUGCCGACGAGGUGGUGAACUACUCGCAGGUAGAAGAAACGGGGAAUGAAAUAAUUAGGUGUAUGAAUGAUAGAAGUAGAACAGGUUCAGAAUCAGAAGGUUAAAAAGGUGGAUAAUAACCUAUAAACGAAUGUGGAUCAUGCCCAAGAACAUAAACGAUCACUCAUGUCACUGCUUGCUUCACUUUUUACAUGUAGCCCUUGGAGCAUCAAGGUAGACGUGCUAGGUCAUACGUUUUUCACCACUUCUAGUGCAGCAGUGGUAAUUUUUUGAUCGCAUAUUGAGACCACGAAAGCUACGAAGAGCGCCUCCCUCCGUCUGUGGAAAAGGGAUACUUGGUCGCCGGCGUUGGCGAGGCUCUAGAUCUACUUCAGGACGAUGACGAUCUUCCAGCUCGCAGCUCCCGAGCUGCAUACAACGACUCGUCGGCCUCGAACAAGCGCUUUUUUGGCUCGGGAAAGUGGGGCCGCAGCAACGUGGUUGAUAGCGCGGAAAAUUUGUUCGAAGCGCUUGCAGAGGACUUUCUCAUUCAGCAUCCGGACCCCAAUCGCCUCCCACCAACCGCAGAUGCACUUCCACGAGGGGUGCUCUUGUCAGUUGUGGGAUGCGGUGGAACAAGCGCUCCCUCGUCUACUGGGCCUCUCCAGAAGUCUUCAACAAGUAACAGCGGAGCAGCCACCUCACUUGAACAAGAUGUCCAUGUGCGGCCGCCCGUAGCAGCUGCACCCACCACCACCAGCCUACUCACCACACUGCGGGCGCGGGACUUUUUUCCUCCCUCGCAGGUUUGCAGCGAUUGUGGUGGGGGAAGCGAAGAUGCCAUGUGGCUGCAGCUGGCCAGUCGAAGGUCGUUGACGGUCGCCGUCGCAGGUCCGGCGGUCGCAUGCCCGCCACGACAGGGAGCUGCUCGGGACACGACUGCCACGACUCCGUCGCUGGAUUAUUACGUGACGCUGACGCGACAGCGUAUCGCCGCACGGUACCUGCAACAGCAGAACCAGAUAAUCGCUGAAAGCGACAUUCCCCUCUUUCUGGUUCUGCAUCAAUGGCCCCGGGACGACUUCCUGAACUUUGCUCCACACGUCGACCAGCAAAGCAGUCACCCGCCGCCGGGUUCCCGAGCAGGACCACCUGUCGUGCUGCGCGGAGAGGACCGCGCCGGACGUGAAGUUGUAACAAAGAACGCUGAGCAGGGCGUGUUGGAUUCCUUGGCACAAACGAACUUCAGAUUUUCCUGUGUGGCUUUCGACCUGCAACAAGGCGAAAGCAUAUCCGCAGACAAGUUCGAGAAGUUAUUUGUGCGGUCCGCCCUGGCGAAUCACGUUCCCACUACUAAACGAAACGUCACGGUCCUGUGGCGGUACGAUAGUAGAACAACUUCAGCUCCGACUGUUGUACUCCCUACUGAGUCUGGAAAUAAUAAUGCCCACGACGUGGUCGACCAGGAGAGCAACCUGUUGUUUCAGCAUGUAUCAAAUGUAAAAAUGUCUGGGUCUAGAAGAAUGCGCGAUUUGUCAUGCUGCUUUUCCAUGACCCAUGAGGUCUGGAAUGCCGGACCUAGCAUGACAGAUUCUGUGCGAUCUUUCUCAUGCCUAUCCUGCAUGAGAAACUACCUCCCGACUUGGUCAAAAUUGGGCGACUUUUGGUAAUCAUGCAACAUAGAUUUUUGCAUGCUGCAGAUUUAGCACGACAAGUUGCAAUCUUCCAGACCCAGACAUUUUUACAUUGGAUAGCAUUUGAAUCUGAACAAUCGAACGCUGACCGCAGCCCUACUCUCUUUACAGGCUGCUAACAAGGGCGGCGGCGCAAGAACAUCUCUUUUUUCAGGGGGCUCCUCCGAGGAGGUGUCCUCUACCGCGCACGACCUGACGGUGAAAAAGUCUAAGUUGUCCUCGACGGAAAAAAUUAUACGCCCGACUACAUCUUCACGGCCACCAAGUUCGGGUGAAAUAGACAUGCCUGCUAUCAGUAUUUUGUCCCGGCAAGUUUUUGUCGAUGGUAGACUCGUGGAAGAUGACGCCGAAGCGGAACGAAGCUCACAAGAAGGAACAAACAGCACAACCGUCAACACUGCGAUGGCAAUAAACGCCCUAACAUCAACUACGGCAGGUGGAAAUAAGGAGACCAGCACGACGAGCAGCUCUGCCACAACUUCGCCGCAGGAGCCUCGUUACUUUGGUGGAAGUAGAUCACGCUCGGAAACUUGGAACCUGUACUUUCCGGACGAAGCCGGGAUGGUGGUCUUUACGGGCGCACCAACGCUGCAGAGCGGGUUGCUCCAUCCGUGGCAGGCCAAGCACGUGCACCUGGGUGGCCAAAAUGCUGUGCACCUCCAGAAGAGCCCCGAACUCAUCGCCGAACGGCUGCCGGCGCUGGGUGUGGACUCCGAGCGCCUGGCACAACAGAUUAUCGAUGUGCUCGUCGCGCACGAAGCUGGCUUGACUUCGAUUGACCGCCGCGACUACGCCCUGGCGGCGCUACUGCAGCACGAGCCAGCGUACGUGAAAAAGUCGCUCGUAGUACAGUGAAAAAUGCCCCCCACUCCUGAAUAAAUUGCAAAAAUUUGUGAUGCGAAGUUUCCAAAUGAAAACUUUUUGCCAUGCAUGAAAGGAGUAUGAAUCUUUCUGAUGCAGAUUCUAGGCGUGUAUCGCAUUGCUUGCAUGACAAGCGCCGUUCCUGCUGGGGUCUUUUGCAAUACAAAUUUUUGCUAUCCACGAUUGGAAACCUGUGAUGCUGAUAGAUGCAAGAGGGCGAAUGCUUCAUUUGGAAAGGUUUGCAACACAAAUGCUCCCAAGUUCGGGGGUGGGGGCAUUUUUCAUUGUAAUAGCUCGCGCAAAUCCUUCAUGGCCGCGAUGCGGAGUCGGUUUUUGUCGUGCUGGACCGUAUGGGAUUCUCAAAUGUUACAUUCUCAACUGUGACAUGAUUUAGAUUUGUCAUGCAGAAUUACAAUCAGCAUUGACACGGUCAAGCUGCUUUGCAUGACAAAUUCUCGAAGAGCCAAACAGGCUGAGAAUCUGCGCCGAAUCUGUCAUGCAAGACGCGCAAGGUCACCCCUUUGACUUUUGCCAUUCUUGCAUCACAAAUUCAUGCAACAGUUGAGAAUGUAACACUUGAGAAGGCCAUAGACCGGGAGUGUGAGUUAUGCUCUGCAAAAGUAUCGCACUCGUAUGAUUAAAUUGCACUUGCAGUCAUGCGUGAUCAUGAAUAAAACCGUCCUUUUCUUUUCUAAGCUGUUUGAAGUUGAAUCAGCAUAAUGCAUGAAGUACGUACUACUUUUGUUCUUGCCAAAAUAAAAAUUUGUGAUGUUGUUUCUAAAGGUACACUGUAGUGCGAUACUUUUGCAACGCAUAUGAGUCAGGUCGCAGCAUUUUUAGCCGAUAGAAAGAAAAACUAACAGAAUUUCAACGUAGAUUUUUUUUUUGUAUCUUCGAGCAGUGGCCGAGAUACUCACCCUACCCGGAUGAAACAAGAACGGUCGUGAAAGCGUUAGACGCCGCCUGAAGCUGAAAGUUCGCAAAAGGAAAAGCGUGUGUUUGUGUACUAUUCUAUGAAUUACUUACAUUGAUUCUUGUAAAGGCACAUUCAUGCGCGCCUCUGUCAGGGUUGGUGACGAUCAAAACUUGGUGCGCGACGAGGUGCAAAUCCUGAUCUAGUGCCCUUCCGCACAUCUCCUGCCGCCCUGCUGCGCUGCCGCGAGUAUGGAGAAUAUUUCAUCGCAUAGUCUGCCAGCAUGCAGCAAUGUGAUGUCACCG